CUUCGAUUUCUCCUCAACACAGCGGCUAACAGAGGACUAAGAAGACUACGACUAAUCUCUCCUUCAGAUUCAAAGACUAUUCUAUUCACAAGGGGUUAGGCAUAGCGACAGUUGUAUCGGUUGCUGUUACUGGUUUUUGUCACCUUUUUUUGUCUCCCAUCCAUACAGAUCGUACAUCACCUAUACAUUACCUCAGCGCAUCACAGCACAACAGAUCUUCAACAAUGCCUGUCUAUACAGUUUCACAUGUACAGAACAUUAGAAUCUGUGUGAUCAUGGUUGGACUACCAGCCAGGGGGAAGUCGUUCAUCUCGCAAAAGAUUGUGAGAUACCUAUCGUGGCUCUCGAUAAAGGCCAAAUGCUUCAACGUUGGUAACUAUCGCCGUCAGGCGGCUUCCCAUCCGACGGCUGAUUUCUUUGAUUCGCAAAACGAGGAUGGGUUGAAAAUUAGAGAGGAGGCGGCCACCGCUGCGGUUAACGAUAUGAUGAAAUGGUUCAACUCUGAGGAUGGUGUUGUUGCCAUACUCGAUGCUACAAACACUACCAGGCAGAGAAGGGACUGGCUACUGAGACUAUGUAGGGAGAACUCGAUCGAGCCAAUGUUCUUGGAGAGCUGGUGCAAUGAUGAAAAGAUCAUCAUGAAGAACAUUGUCGAUGUGAAGACAACCUCUCCUGACUACGAAGGUUUGGACCCGGACACCGCCGCAUCGGACUUCAUGAAACGUAUCGACAAGUACCAGGAGAUUUAUGAACCUUUGACCAUUGAACAGGAUGGUGACCUUACGUUUGUCAAGUUGAUCAACGUUAGCGAUCAGGUCAUCAUCAACAGAAUCGAAACUUACCUUGAGAGCAGAAUCGUCUACUAUGUUAUGAACUUACAUAUCAGACCAAGGUGUAUAUACCUUUCGAGACAUGGUGAGUCCAUGUAUAACCUGGAGGGUAAGAUUGGAGGAGAUGCUGAUCUUAGUGAACGUGGUUUUAAGUAUGCUCAGAAGUUGCCAGAGUUGGUGAAGCAAGCUGCUGGAGACCAAGUUGAUAACUUGACUGUGUGGACUUCAACGUUGAUCAGAACCCAGCAAACUGCACAGUUUUUGCAGCAGGACAAAUUACAAUGGAAGGCGUUGGAUGAGUUGGACGCAGGAGCAUGUGAUGGACUAACGUAUGAAGAGAUUGAAAAGCAAUUCCCACAGGACUUCAAAGAGCGUGAUGAAAACAAGUACGAAUACCGCUAUAGAGGUGGUGAGUCCUACAGAGACGUUGUCAUUAGACUAGAGCCGAUAAUCAUGGAGUUGGAACGCCAAGAGAACAUCUUGAUCAUUACCCACCAAGCCGUGUUAAGAUGCAUCUAUGCGUACUUCAUGAAUGUACCUCAGGAAGAGUCCCCGUGGAUGUCAAUUCCAUUGCACACUUUGAUUAAAUUGGAACCAAGAGCUUAUCAGACGAUUGUUCAAAGGAUCAAAGCAGAUAUCCCAGCUGUGAGUACCUACAAAGAAAAGGGUACCAGUCAGUUGGGUGAAAGCCACGCCAGUGGAAACAGCUCUAAGAACUUGAUCACAGGAGCUCCUAUUGAUAAGAAAGAUGGGUGAACACUAUUUCAGUGUCAAGUUAUGGAGAGCACUAUCAUACUAUAAUUAUCAAUUUGGAAAUGAUCCAAUGACUUUGCAGUACAUAACAGAAAUUAAACAAGAGAAAAAAAGCCAGUUUUUAAUAAACAUUUGUGCAGA
This is a messenger RNA of Williopsis jadinii, 1724 nucleotides long. RefSeq names its product fructose-2,6-bisphosphatase (gene FBP26). The transcript is spliced from 3 exons. Gene Ontology annotation, molecular function: 6-phosphofructo-2-kinase activity; fructose-2,6-bisphosphate 2-phosphatase activity; ATP binding. Bases 225 to 1586 code for a protein of 453 amino acids. The record is from RefSeq and is a predicted model, not a curated record. Gene Ontology annotation, cellular component: cytosol. Lineage: Eukaryota; Fungi; Ascomycota; Saccharomycetes; Phaffomycetales; Wickerhamomycetaceae. Gene Ontology annotation, biological process: fructose 2,6-bisphosphate metabolic process; fructose metabolic process.